Meriones unguiculatus (Mongolian gerbil) is the source of this 1342-nucleotide messenger RNA. RefSeq names its product something about silencing protein 10-like. The transcript is spliced from 4 exons. Gene Ontology annotation, cellular component: nucleolus; small-subunit processome. Bases 1 to 1281 code for a protein of 426 amino acids. The record is from RefSeq and is a predicted model, not a curated record. NCBI's taxonomy places the organism in Eukaryota, Metazoa, Chordata, Mammalia, Rodentia, Muridae. Gene Ontology annotation, biological process: maturation of SSU-rRNA from tricistronic rRNA transcript (SSU-rRNA, 5.8S rRNA, LSU-rRNA).
AUGGUGGAAGACACUAUGCCCAUGAGUGAAGAGAGAAAAGUCAGUUCUGCAGUCUUUGGGGAGUCUCCAGAAUCUCUUCCUAACCCUCCCAAUACUCCCCGCUGGACAUUCUUUGUCCUUUCCUCUGCUUUCUUUACCACAACACAGUUGACUACCUCUAGGAGUUCUCCAUACAUGGAGGUUGCAGACAUAGGAAAUGCGGAAUUGAAUCCACUAGUAAUGGUGGCACCAUCCUUGCCAACAUUAACACUUAUUUUAAGUUUUCUGUUGGUAACUCCUGGAAGGAUCAAUGGUGAAUGUGAGUUGUGGGUUUAUCUCUAUGAGCCUGAAGAAUUGUCCUUACAGAGAGGAGGAGACUUAAAGAAAAAGGAGGACUUCAGCCCUCUGCUCAUUGGAAUGGGUCUCACCACCUCACUGGGCACCAUGGAAGCCAGUGGAGUAGCCCUCAUCCAAGCACACCAUUUGGUCAGAGACUUGCAGGACAAGCUUGACCAGGCCAUGUUUUCCACUGCAGACAGUCUCAAGUCAUAUCACCUAACUAGUUUUAUUCUUCUGAUUGAAGACCUCAAAGUUAAGUUGACAGAAGUGAAGGAUGAGUUAGAGCCAUUGUUACAGUUGGUGGAGGAAGGGGUCAUUCCACCUGGAAAUGGAAGCCAAUACCUGAAGACUAAAUAUAACCUCUACUUGAACUACUGCGCAAACAUUAGUUUUUAUUUGAUAUUAAAAGCCAGGAGAGCUCCUGCACAUGGACACCCUGUUAUAGAAAGGCUGGUUAGCUACAGAAAUCUGAUCAACGAUCUGUCCGUUGUGGAUCAGAAACUGUCCUCCGAAAUCCAUCACCUACUCACAGUCAAGGAUGGUGCUGUAAAGAAAGGACUGAAUCCAAAAGAAAAAUUAACCAAAACCAAGGCAAAGGCUGCUGCUACUGCUGAUCCGUCUGAGGAUCCUGAUUUUGAUGAAGCUGCACUCCAAUACUAUAAGGAAAUGGAAGAUGGGCAAAAGUUAAAAAGAAAGAAGGAAGAAAAUAGUGCCGAGGAGCAGGCUCUCGAAGAUCAAAAUGCAAAGAGAGCCAUUACCUACCAGAUUGCUAAAAAUAGGGGACUUACACCUAGAAGAAAGAAGAUUGAUAGAAAUCCCAGAGUUAAACAUAGGGAAAAGUUCAGAAGAGCCAAAAUUCGAAGACGAGGCCAGGUUCGUGAAGUGCAUAGAGAAGAGCAGCGCUAUAGUGGUGAACUAUAUGGCAUUCGUGCUGGAGUUAAAAAGAGCAUUAAGCUUAAGUAAAGUUCCUCUUUGGCCUAGUUUUUGGCAAUUACUUUAGAUCAAUAAAAGGGUUUUUAACUAA